Molecule: messenger RNA, 288 nt
Organism: Cylindrotheca closterium
Lineage: Eukaryota; Bacillariophyta; Bacillariophyceae; Bacillariales; Bacillariaceae
Source: the annotation of a GenBank genome assembly
AUGCGAUUCUUUCAUCUAUUGUUCCUACUUUCCUUCUUGGUUCUUAUUACUGGUGCUUCAGCAGGACUCGAAGAAGGUGAAAUCAUGACAGAUCAAAAGACAGAUUUCCCCGAAAUGGUUGGAAUGAACGGAGCGGAAGCCAAGGCUCAACUGGAAAGUCAAUUCCCUUCCUUUCAGAUUGAUAUUGUUCCUUGGGAUGCUAUGCUGACCAUGGACUACCGUGAGGACAGAAUUCGAAUCAAGGUUGAUGAAAGCGGCAAGGUCAAGAAGUCUCCAAGAGUUGGAUAA